AUGUCCAAGGGGGAAAAUCCUAUUAAAAAAACCAACCAAACAAAAAAACCUAGUGUGUUUCAAGGGUCCAGGCCGUGUUUCAGUGAUUCAUUUCAGCAGCUCCCCGCUGGGACUGAUGCUGUCCCAGUUCUUGGACUGACAGACCCAAGGCUCUGCUACCUACUGGAUGGAUUCCUCUUCAUUUACGCAGUCGUCAUGACAGCCCUUUUUGUGAAAGCAAAGCUUAGCCAGGCCUCUGAACCACAGCUGCAGCCAGGCCAGGAUGAUGUGUAUAAUAAACUGUCUCGUGGACACAGAGAUGAAUAUGAUGUUCUGGGGGGAAAGCGAGGUGCAGACCCUGAGCUGGGCGGGAGACACCAGCAGAGAAGAAGGAACCCUCAGGACACCGUCUACACUUCCCUGCAGAAGGACAAGAUGGGCGAGGCAUACAGUGAAAUUGGAAUGAAGGGAGAGCAGCAGAGGCGGCGAGGCAAAGGGAACGAAGGUGUCUAUCAGGGAGUAGCUGCUGCUGCUGCUGCUACCAAAUUGAGCAAAGGCAGUAUGAAUCCUCAAGUGGGGCCUACAACAGAUAAGAGAAUUUGA
Messenger RNA from Antrostomus carolinensis (chuck-will's-widow), 582 nucleotides. Its product is annotated as T-cell surface glycoprotein CD3 zeta chain. Gene Ontology annotation, biological process: T cell receptor signaling pathway. Lineage: Eukaryota; Metazoa; Chordata; Aves; Caprimulgiformes; Caprimulgidae. The coding region runs from base 1 to 582 and encodes 193 amino acids. Gene Ontology annotation, molecular function: transmembrane signaling receptor activity. The transcript has 8 exons. Gene Ontology annotation, cellular component: membrane; alpha-beta T cell receptor complex. The record is from RefSeq and is a predicted model, not a curated record.